GGUUGGCGGGAGCGCAGAGGGGGCGGCCGCCGCCAGCGCCGCCGCGCAGGAGCAGGAGGAGGAGGAGAAAGGGUGCGCAGCCCGGAGGCGGGGUGCGCCGGUGGGGUGCAGCGGAAGAGGGGGUCCAGGGGGGAGAACUUCGUAGCAGUCAUCCUUUUUAGGAAAAGAGGGAAAAAAUAAAACCCUCCCCCCACCACCUCCUUCUCCCCACCCCUCGCCGCACCACACACAGCGCGGGCUUCUCGCGCUCGGCACCGGCGGGCCGGGCGCGUCCAGCCUUCAUUUAUUAAGCAGCUUUUCGGAAAAUGCAUUUGCUGUUCGGAGUUUAAUCAGAAGAGGAUUCCUGCCCCCGUGCCCGGCUCGUCCGCCGGCCCCCGGUCCCUGUCUGUCUCCCGUGGAGGAGUGAAGCGGUCCCGCGGAUAGAGAUCCAUGUCUGUGCCCGCGCGUGUGUGUGCGUGUGUAAAUUGCCGAGAAGGGGAAAAUCACAGGACUUCUGCAAAUACCGGACUGAAAAUUGUAAUUCAUCUGCCGCCGCCGCUGCCUUUUUUUUUUUUUUUUUUCUCGUGCUCUUAAGAUCUCCGGUUGGGAUUCCUACGGAUUGACAUUUCUGUGAAGGAGAAGUCUGGGAAUCAAAUUGGAAAUUCUCCUAAUUUUUUACCCUUCCUCCCCCAACUCCUGAUUCAUUUGGAAGUUUCAAAGCAGCUAUAACUGGAGAGUUCUGAAGAUUGAUGGAAUCUUUGCCUUAUGCAUAUGUUUUGUUUUCACAAAAAAGGAAACUUGACAGAGGAUCAUGCUGUCCUUAAAAAAUACAACAUCGCAGAGGAUGUAGACUGAUAUGAACAAUAAUUAAUAAUAAUGUGCCUCAUGAAAUAAAGAUCCGAAAGAAAUUUAAGUAAAAAUUUCCUGCAUCUCAUGCCAAGAGGGAAACACCAGAAUCAAGUGUUCCGCGUGACUGAAGACACCCCCUCAUCCAAGAAUGCAAAGCACAUCCAAUAAAAUAGCUGGAUUAUAACUAUUCUUUCUUUGGGGCCGUGGGGCGGGAUCAGGGGCGAGAGGUGCUGCUGGUACCCGGCUGCUUUUCCUCGGGGGAAGGAUGGCGCACGCUGGGAGAACAGGGUAUGAUAACCGGGAGAUAGUGAUGAAGUACAUCCACUAUAAGCUGUCGCAGAGGGGCUACGAGUGGGAUGCCGGAGACGCGGGCGCCGCUCCCCCGGGGGCCGCCCCCGCGCCGGGCAUCUUCUCCUCCCAGCCCGGGCGCACCCCCGCGCCCGCCAGGACCUCGCCGCCCACCGCCCCGGCCGCCCCCGCCGCCGCCGCCGCCGCGGGCCCUGCGCUCAGCCCCGUGCCACCUGUGGUCCACCUGACCCUGCGCCAGGCCGGCGAUGACUUCUCCCGUCGCUACCGCCGCGACUUCGCGGAGAUGUCCAGCCAGCUGCACCUGACACCCUUCACCGCAAGGGGACGCUUUGCCACGGUGGUGGAGGAGCUCUUCAGGGAUGGGGUGAACUGGGGGAGGAUUGUGGCCUUCUUUGAGUUCGGUGGGGUCAUGUGUGUGGAGAGCGUCAACCGGGAGAUGUCGCCCCUGGUGGACAACAUUGCCCUGUGGAUGACUGAGUACCUGAACCGGCACCUGCACACCUGGAUCCAGGACAACGGAGGCUGGGCCGUGUGGAUGGAUACUAGCUUGGGCUGCCAUAGUCCCAGGCACGGAGCUUUUGGACUUCAAGAGAUAAAUCAGGAUGCCUUUGUGGAGUUGUACGGCCCCAGCAUGCAGCCUCUGUUUGACUUCUCCUGGCUGUCUCUGAAGGCCCUGCUCAGUCUGGCCCUGGUGGGAGCUUGCAUCACCCUGGGUGCCUACCUGGGCCACAAGUGAAGUCAGUAGGCCUGCCACACACAAAUAUGCAAAAGGUUCACUAAAGCAGUAGAAAUAUAUGCAUUGCCAGCAACGUACCAUGAAACGAAGCUGUGGUCUCUUAAAAACAAAACAUAAAACAAAACAAAAACAGCUUUCAGGCUCAGUGUCGAAUCAGCUAUUUACUGCCAAAGGGAAAUACCAUUUAUUUUUUACAUUAUCAAGAAAAAAAAAAGAUUUAUUUAUUUAAGACAGUCCCAUUGAACCUCCUGUCUUUGGAAACCCUGCCACUAACUGCCGAGCCCCACCUGUGCAGCGCCACCUGGAUCUCCUGUGCCUAUAAACACGGAUUUGUUUUCCAUGUUGCUAGCUGGACUGACUCACCAUCUGAAGAGCAAACAAACUGACUGACAAAGGACUUGACUGUUCCAGAAGCUGGGUGUCUGGCUGCUGGAGGUUAGGAAAAAGGUGUUCGUUUUCCUUGCAUUUUUCUGCCCUGGGGGCUGCGAUAUGAAGAGAGGGAAGGUGCUCGGUGGGAAGUCCAUUCUUCCCUGGUCUGAAGAAGACACACUUAGCAUUUGGCUCGCAUGGUACAUACCCGGUUGGAAGGAAAAAAACUGGGGAACUUCAGAUGGACUUGGUGUCCACCAGGAUUCCCACACCGAAGGACAGUGAUGGGGAAAAUGCCGUUAAACCAUAGGAAAGUAUUUUUUUAAGCUACCAAUUGUGCCGAGAAGCAUUCUAGCAAUUUAUCCAAUAGCAUCCAGUACCUUAAAGCCCUGAUGUGUAUACUCAUACAUUUUGGAUACACUCUCCCCCAGAUACUGGCUUUGUCUGUGUACGAAACAGAAUCCUCCAGAAUGCGAGGAAGUGAACAUUUUGGUGACUUAUCCAGAAGCAUCAGGCCGCCACAAGUGCCUGCGUUUCCCUAAGAGACCACAGUCUGAAGUCCUGCCUUGCCCCAGCUCUGAGGCCUGGUCCUGGAACUGAGCCUGGGCACUCGCUGGCCUGCUCGUAGGGUUUUAAACAGAGCAGUGUGGUCUCGGAAUGUCUGGAAGCUGACAGCUCAGAAUCCCACUAUCAAGAAAGAACAGUCCUGGGCCUAUUACCCUGGGCCCUCUAGUCGGGCCCCUUCCCUCAUGGAGUGUGGAACCUGGAAGCCAAUGCUCAUAAGACGUUUAUCACUGUGGAGGGAAGGAAACAGAGGCACUGCGCCUUCCCCUGCAGAGGGAGGUGGUGUCGCCUUCGCCGGGAGGAAACGGAGGGAAGGAGACACGUGCAACCUGUGCACGGUGUGGCCGCGGCACAUGCGCGCUGGCUGCGCAGCCGCCCGCCUGUCUGCGCAAUCGAAAGCGAGGCUUUAAAUGACUUUGGGGAAAGUCGUAAAUCCGAAAGGAAGCGUUGAAAUGAGGUGUCAUGGAUUAAUUGACCUAGGUCUCUGGAAUUACAAUGUAAAACAUUACCUUGCCAUUGUAGUUUGGUUUUGUUUUGUUUUGUUUUGUUUUGUUUUUGGAAAACAUGACGGGGGGCGGGGGGGGGGAGUUCCAGGUGUGGAAUGUGGGAAUUGUCUGUACAUCCUGGGGCAUUAGAAAAGGAAAAAAAAAAAAAAGCGGUGGAAACUCUAGAGAAGUAGUAAAGAAGUGAAAUCUCCAGCGAAUAAACUAAAAAAUAUUUUUUUCAAUUAGAAUCAGCUUUGAGACAUUCAUGGAAUAACUGUGGCAUUAUCGCAUCAUAUACCAUUUAUCUGUAUUAACUUUGGAAUUACUACGUUCAAUGUUUAAUGCUGUGGUUGAUAUUUUGAAAGCUGCUUUAAAAAAAAGAUACAUGCAUCUCAGCAUUUUUUUUAAAACUGUAUUUAGUUAUGGCCUCUACACUUUUCGUUAGCAAAAAUUACCAUUUUUCUAUUUGGGAUUUUUGUCUCAAUUCUUUAAAAGCAUUUCUGAGAAGGUGAGAGAAGCCCCGGGUCUCAGCUACCUGAAAACCCUGGAGUAUCCUGGCCACUGUGGAGCCUUGCUUCAACCAAGUUAUGUGCAUUUGCGUGUCAACAGAAUUGUUUAUUGUGAAGGAUGUAUCUGUUGUCCCUUUGACCGGUUCCUUGAAGGUUUACUAGUCCCUGGGCAAAUUAGAAUCUAACACAUUACUUAGGAUGACAUACAUGUUUGGUUAAACCCAUGAGAUUCAUUCAGUUGAAAAUCCAGACGGGAAAUGACCAGGGGAUUAAAUUCUGACCAUGAGGGUUUGACCUUCAGAGGGUUGCUUUAUGUGGUCUGUUUUGACAGAGACCCGUCUAGAGCACUCCUGCCCUUCUUCCACAGGGCCCUUUUCAUGGCUGUCCUUCAGAUUCUUCUUGAAAUGCAGUGGCGCCUGUGCCCCACCCUGAGAAAGCAGGAAACCCGUGGUAUGAAGCCAGACCUCCCUGGCAGGCCUCAGGGAACCAAAUGAUCAGACCUUUGAAUGAUUCUAAUUUUUAAGCAAAAUACUAUUUUAUGAAAGGUUUACAUUGUCAAAAGCGAUGAGUAUAGAAUAUCAAAUCCUGUGCUGCUAUCCUACCAAGAUCAUUUAGUGGAGUCAAUUUGCAGUACUCUCCAAGUGGCAAAAUCCUCCAAGCUGCUUUAGAAGUAACAAUGAAGAACACAGACAUUUUUAAUAUAAAGCCUUUUUGUCUUUUGUUGUUGUUGUCAUUGUUUGUAUUGUUCAAAGGCAGAGUAUUCUAAAAAUGUAUAUAUAUAAAAGAGGUCAUGGGGCCUGACUUCUGGCUGGUUUUCUUUUGCUGUGGGGUAUUGUUGUCUGGUUUUAAUGGUAAAUGUGCUUGGCUACCUGACCCCCCCCAAAACUGUACAGUAUUGUGACUCCACUCGCUCUAAGAGUAGUUGAUGUUGCAUUUUUCUUGUUCUAAAAACAUGUUAGAAGCAAUGAACGUAUAUAAAAGCCUCAACUAGU
Molecule: messenger RNA, 4792 nt
Organism: Ailuropoda melanoleuca (giant panda)
Lineage: Eukaryota; Metazoa; Chordata; Mammalia; Carnivora; Ursidae
Gene: BCL2
Product: BCL2 apoptosis regulator
Biological process (GO): negative regulation of apoptotic process; extrinsic apoptotic signaling pathway in absence of ligand; intrinsic apoptotic signaling pathway in response to DNA damage
Cellular component (GO): mitochondrial outer membrane
Molecular function (GO): BH domain binding
Source: RefSeq, a predicted model, not a curated record